Messenger RNA from Sphaerulina musiva SO2202, 231 nucleotides. RefSeq lists its product as uncharacterized. Lineage: Eukaryota; Fungi; Ascomycota; Dothideomycetes; Mycosphaerellales; Mycosphaerellaceae. The annotation marks the transcript as partial. The transcript has a single exon. The record is from RefSeq and is a predicted model, not a curated record.
CCGACGUAUUCUCAUACUAAAUACACUUCUCUAUACUACAACGUCUACUUACUACUACCCUAUAAAACCUACCUUCCUACCUUCCUACCUUCCUACCUACCUACCUUCCUACCUACCUACCUUCCUACCUACCUACCUUCCUACCUACCUACCUUCCUACCUACCUACCUACCUACCUACCUACCUUCCUACCUACCUACCUAUCUACCUAUCUACCUACCUACCUACUAG